Molecule: messenger RNA, 2193 nt
Organism: Macrobrachium nipponense
Lineage: Eukaryota; Metazoa; Arthropoda; Malacostraca; Decapoda; Palaemonidae
Product: glutamate receptor ionotropic, delta-1-like
Exons: 11
Coding region: 29-2086 (685 amino acids)
Cellular component (GO): membrane
Molecular function (GO): ligand-gated monoatomic ion channel activity
Source: RefSeq, a predicted model, not a curated record
GGUUGGACUGGAUUGUUACAAUGACUGGAUGAAGAUGAUGAUCAUAAUAUCGCUGUCCAUUACUACAUUCAUCAUAGUCUUCAGUGUGUCCCCUUUCCCUUUCGCAGCUGGAAUAUCCACUCCCCAUGAGUUGGACCUUUUGACUGCGUCUAGUGAAGUCGUGAGAGACGUUUUGCAAGCUGCCCCAAGAGGUGGCAGUUCCAUCAUUUUGAUAACAGAUGGCAGCACCUCAUCCGAGGGGUUUCUAAAGGUCAUCGGUGACCUGAACUCCUCCUGGGGAACGACAGUCUUAGAAAUACCCCCGGGCAUCCAGGAAGCCAACAAGACGAGAGAAUAUCUUUCCGCCGCCAUUGCAGAUGCAAGGAGGGUACGACAAGCUUCCACGGACGUCACCCUAUUGGUUAUUACGGAUAACGACGACUUCUUAACGAAUUUUGCCGAAGUAUGCGACGACGAACGACUUUUGGUGUGGUCGUCGAGACUCCUACUUGUGACGAACUUGGACCGAGAGAAGCUAGACCAACACAUGGAGAGAUAUUGGGUUUUCUCCAUGAUGAACACGAUGGUCUUGGUCCUUAACUAUGAUUCCCAAUACAGCAGGCUGAAGAAGGCUGAUGUGAUAGCAUAUCUGCCUUAUCGACCAGGCGAAAAUAUAGUACAAGUUGCUACAUGGACACCGACGAGUGGAUUAAAGCACUCUUCGAUAUACCAGAUGUUCCCAGAAAAAUAUUCAAACUUCUUCGGAUCAUACAUGAACGUGACCUGCUGGCCUUUUAUGCCCUACUUCAUGUCAAUGGAGGAGGUCACGGGAGAAAGCAGCCUCUCAGGAGCCUACACUGGAAGGGAUUACAUCAUGCUGGAGACUCUGGCUUCUAUUCUCAACUUCACCAUCAACAUUCUCCCUGUUGAAAGCUGGGAUGAGAUGAUGCUAAAAGUCGUCCAGAGGGUGUCCUUCAUGUCCCCCAUGAAGAUGUCCAUCCUUCCGCACCUCCUGAAGGAUAUGGACUUCAGCAUCGCCUACGAACCAGAGACCCUGACGUUCGCCAUGAAGAAGCCCGAACUGAAGCCUCGAUGGCAGAAUCUGUAUUAUCCCCUCAACAAUUCGGUCUGGGCUUUGACGCUCGCUACGGUGGGACUGAUGCCGUUUGUGCUAUUUGUUAUCGACAGACUCAGGCACGAUUACAAAUCCAGGCCGUGGUCAAGCCCUUGGCUCGUAGUCCAGGAGACCAUUGGCACGUUCUUGGGUCAACCGCCUUCUCCCACUGUCCCUAACAACGAUUCCUUUAGGAUCCUGAUGGCAGCUUGGGUCCUAUUCACUUUCCUCAUGGGAUCGGCCUACCGGGCCAAUCUCACGGCGUUCCUGACCCUCCCGAAAUACCCGCCCAGGAUCGAGACUCUGAAGGAGUUCAUUAAAGCGGAAUCUAUUAUGUUAAUACCGCCAGAUACGGUCGACUUCUAUAAUGGUUUCAAGCAGUCUCCUCCUGGAGACCUGAGAACCUUGAGCGAAAGGAUGUUUUUCGUGACGGAUAUAAGUGAAGGAUUCCCAAGAGUCCUUAAGGAAAACGCUGCUUACAUGUAUGAGAGACGGAACUUGGAGCUGAAUAUCGCGCGGUAUUACACCAGCGAAGACAACAGCUGGACGCCCUUGUACGUGGCCAGGGACAACAUCUGGCCCGGGUCAUCUGCCUGGCCUAUUGUCAGGGAUGCCCCUUUCAAGCCCACACUUGAUCGUCACUUGCGUCGGUUUGUGGAAACAGGACUCCUCUACAAAUGGGACCAAGAGAUAGUCGACCUCUACAAGAGAGCAACGCGGGAAAGUCGACGCAAGAAAGAAACGGAAGAUCGCGAAAAGCACCGAUCCCCUUCGGAAGAACUUGACGUCGCACCGGGCAACGCUGUCAAGGACCCUGUGACGAAGGGCGAAUUCGCCAUCGGAAACGGAGGCGACGAGGGAGGCGAAAUCAAACCUCUUUCUUUAGUUCACCUUCAGGGACCGCUUUUCAUUCUGUUAUUUAUUCUGGUAUUCGCCGUGUUGGUGUUCGCUGUCGAGGUCUUCUUGGGAUGUCCCGGAGAAAGGAAGCUAUAAGGACGGUGUCCUCGCUCUGUCCGACAUUAUCUUUCUUUGGUGCUGCGAGGGAAAGUGAGUCAAAGCCUCUGUAAAAGGAAUGACUGAAUAAAACUAAAAGCAUCUGA